GUCCUCGCGUGCGCGGCGCGGGGUGUCGAAAGUCGGCGCUUCUCGAUCCAUGGUCGCCGCGGCGAUCGGUACGCAGUUCAGAGCGACUGCCCACACGGACACUCGCCCAGCGUCGCGCUCGUCGAUAUGUCGGUUUGCGUCUUGGACGACCAGGUCACAUGCUGCUUUGGCCUGUACAAGAACAACUCGAUCUGCGCCUUGUCCAACACCGUCGCAUCACUCAGUCGGGUCGAGAACGACGCACUACGCAUCGGGUGCCUCGUGUUUGGCAUCGUCGCGCUUGCCGCGUGUCUGUGCAAGCUGCGAUCGAUUCGACAAAAUGACGGCUCAACCAUUCAACGCCGUGUGUACUACUUCAUGACGGUCGCGGCGCUCACAUUCAUCGGCCGUGCGCCGGAUCCCCGCUCCCACGAACGCAUCUACCACCCCGUCGUGAGCGGCCUCAUCAUUGACAUUUGUUCCGCGGCCAUCUACAGCGUCAUAGUCUUGUACACUGCGUUCUACGCGCGGCUGGUGGCUCCUCCCGCUCGAGCGAUUGUGUGCGAGCAUUACAUUCGGGGAUUCACGGGCCUCGGGUUCUUCCUCACAUGGUUCAUUUACGUCGUCGUACGGCCGGCCUACCUCCUGCGCAGCGACCGAAACAUCUUUGACUCAUGGCAAGUGCUUGUCCAGUUUUCGAUGGCCCCACUCGUCCUCUUUGCCACGUCGACCACGGCGCUGCACUACGGCCUCCAUGCGUACCGGCGACUGUCGCUAAUUCGAGAAGCAAACAAACGAUUCGACGUCAUGCACGCCAUCCGCCAGGAAACGUGGCGCCAACUCCAUGACUUGUACGCGGCGCUGCCGCCGUCACCCGCGCUGGGCUCCACGGCGUCGCCAAGCCAGUCGCACGACCCACCGUUCAUGCCCAUUCCGAUCGUGCUCCCCACCCUCGACGACCAACCUGCGAUCCCCAUGAUGCCGCUCAUGUCGAAAUCGCAUUCCAUUUCGUCGUCUGUGCAUGAACCUGUCAAGGACAACAAGCGCGUGCUCAAGGUCCUCGUCAUCAUGGAAGUGUGCGCGGUCGUGAACAUCGGGCUCCAGAUCGCGCUGCUCGUCAAGUACAUUCGAGAUGGAUGCCAACUAAAGCAAGAUCUUGUGUUCGCCACGGCCGGCGUCGGCGCUCAGCCGUACACAUUCGACUUUCCGACAUUUUCCAUGCUCCAGGUCCGUGAUCGAGGCAUGUCGUCAACUUUAUGCAAUCCCUUGGGCAGGGCGUCGCCAUGUGCGUCGUGUACUGGUCUUUCCGCAAGACACGGAGCCGUCCACGUGACAUGACCGGCGGCGACGAUGAUCCCGCUGGCGAGUCCGACCGCCGCCACAGGCCAGUCCACUGAGCACGCACGCACGGCGCAAUCAGGGCCUCCAACCCGCCAUGACACGCGGCGCCACGAACGAGGGAGGCAUCGGUCGAUCGUGGAACGGCAAUUGGGCAUUCGCGUGGAUGCAAAGACGUGCUUGUGCCUUCCGUCCCCUCAGACAUCUCGACGCAACGAACUACACGCGCUUUGCGCAAACUGUCGAGUUUCGUCGAUGUGCAGUCCCGGGGGCAUCUGCCCCGUCGUUUGGCUGACGCGGUGGUGUAUCCAGGCAGUGCUGCUUUUUCAUACAUGCAACAAAGCAAACGACCGAGAGUGGGGGUGCUGGCUGUCGUCGGCUCGUGAGGAAUUGUGUGGUUGCUUUGAGACUGCGUCAACCCUUGGAGCACCCACGACGCGGGACGGCCACAUCGUCGCCAUCUGCGGCGAUAUCAAACCCAGCAAAGUUUGGAAUUCCUUGCGUCGAACACGAUCGAGACGCGAGCACUUUCGUCGCUCGCCUUGCCUCUCUUCCACACUGCAUAUUCACCCAUGAAGGAUCGACCACCCCCCCCUCCUCCUCCUCCAUGGAUGCGCUGGCGUCACU
This is a messenger RNA of Aphanomyces invadans, 1944 nucleotides long. RefSeq lists its product as hypothetical. NCBI's taxonomy places the organism in Eukaryota, Oomycota, Saprolegniomycetes, Saprolegniales, Verrucalvaceae. Bases 127 to 1317 code for a protein of 396 amino acids. The record is from RefSeq and is a predicted model, not a curated record. The transcript has 4 exons.